Messenger RNA from Rhinopithecus roxellana (golden snub-nosed monkey), 3162 nucleotides. It is a transcript of the gene ZNF788P, whose product is annotated as zinc finger family member 788, pseudogene. The transcript is spliced from 4 exons. Gene Ontology annotation, molecular function: DNA-binding transcription factor activity, RNA polymerase II-specific; RNA polymerase II transcription regulatory region sequence-specific DNA binding. Gene Ontology annotation, cellular component: nucleus. Gene Ontology annotation, biological process: regulation of transcription by RNA polymerase II. The record is from RefSeq and is a predicted model, not a curated record. Lineage: Eukaryota; Metazoa; Chordata; Mammalia; Primates; Cercopithecidae. Bases 212 to 2959 code for a protein of 915 amino acids.
AACUGUUUUUGUUGGGAAGGAGACUGCGGCGCACGCCCGCGGUCUCUUUUGUUGUUGUGGUAACUACCGUUGGAACCCUCUUUCCGGCUCUAUGAACUCUCGGCUCUGAGAGGCUCCAGGUUUCUCCGCCAGAGCUCCUGUCGCUCUGUCACCUGCGCUGUGUUCCUCUCUAGUCGCAUGAGCCCUGGGGAAUAAAGUUGGGAGCUCAGACAUGGACUUAAUGGCCUUUGAGGAUGUGGCUGUGAACUUCACUCCAGAAGAAUGGGCUUUGCUGGAUCCUUCCCAAAAGAAUCUCUACCGAGAAGUGAUGCAAGAAACCUUAAGGAACCUGGCCUCUAUAGGGAAGAAAUGGAAAGACCAGAACAUUGAAAAUGAGUACAAAAAUCCCAGGAGCAACCAAAGAGUUCUUACAGAAGAGAGACUAUUUGAAAGUGAAGGUCAUCAGCGUGGAGAAAUUUUGACCCAGGUUCUGGAUGACAUGCUCAAGAAGAAAACUGGAGUAGAAUCAUGUGAAAGGAAUGUGCGUGAGGUCGGCAUGGGUCAUUUAUCCCUUAAUAAGCACACCAGAGCUGACACUGGACACAAGCCAUAUGAGUAUCAGGAAUAUGGACAGAAGCUAUAUAAAUGUGCAUACUGUAAGAAAGCCUUCAGCUACCUCCCCUACUUUCGCAGACAUGUAAUUGCACACACUGGAGAAAAACUCUAUGAAUGUAAGGAUUCUGGGAAGGCAUUUAGUUUUUCCAUUUCUUUUCAUAGACAUAAAAGAGCUCACUCUGGAGGGAACCCCUAUGAAUGUAAACAAUCUGGAAAACCCUUUGGAUGCACCUCAGAACUUCAAAUGCAUGCAAGGACUCAUAGUGUAGAGAAACCUUACAAAUGUAAGAAAUGUGAAAAAGCAUUUAAUAACGUAUCUUCCUUUCAAAUACAUGAAAGAAUGCACAGAGGAGGGAAGCAUCGUGCAUGUAAGGGUUCUGGGAAGACACACCGGUUUUUUGGUUUCUAUCACAGACAUAAAAUGCUUCAUGCUGGCGGGAAAUUUUAUGGAUGUAAGAAAUGUGGGAAAGUCUUUAUUAGUUUCUGUGCCUUUCGAUACCAUCAAAGGACUCGCACUAAAGAGAAAUCCUAUGAGCGUAAGCAAUGUGGGAAAGCCUAUGUUUCUUCCACUUCUUUUCGAUAUCAAUUGAGUCACACUGGAGUGAAACACUAUGAGUGUAAGCAGUGUGGCAAAGGCUUCAGUUUGCCCAAUUCCAUUCGAUGUCAUGAAAUGACUCACACUGGAGAGAAACCCUAUAAAUGUAAGCAAUGUGGGAAAGCUUUCAGAUGUGCCUCAAGCCUCCAAAUACAUGGAAGGACUCACACUGGGGAGAAACUCUAUGAAUGUGAACAGUGUGGUAAAGUCUAUCGUUAUUGGAGUGGCCUUCAAGUACAUGAACUAACUCACAUUGGAAAAAAGCCUUACGAAUGUAAGGAAUGUGGGAAAUCAUUCUAUAGUUCCGGUUUCCUUCUAAAUCAUAAAAGGAUCCACACUAGGGAGAAACCUUAUGAACUCAAGGAAUGUGGGAAAGCAUUUGGUAAUCCCAUAUCCUUUCGAAAACAUGAAAGGAGUCACAGAAAAGAGAAGCCUUAUGAAUGUAAGGAAUGUGGGAAGGUAUUCAGUUUUUCCAGUUCCCUUCGGAGACUUGAAAGGACACACACUGAAAAACCCUAUGAAUGUAAACAACGUGGGAAAGGAUCUUUUCAUAGAAGCUGUCUUAGGCACAUGAAGAUACACACUGGAGAGAUACUUCAUAAACGUAAGAUUCGUGGAAAAGUCUUUCAUUCUCCCAGUUCAUUUCAAACACGUGAAAGAUCUCACACUGGAGAAAAAUGCUAUAAAUGCAAGCAAUGUGGAAAACGCUUCAUUUAUUUCAGUGCCUUUCAACGUCAUCAAAGGAGCCACACUGGAGAGAACCCCUAUGAGUGUAAGCAAUGUGGGAAAGCCUAUAUUUCUUCCACUGCUUUUCAGUGUCAUGAAUUGAGUCACACUGGAGCAAAACGCUGUAAGUGUAAGCAAUGUGGCAAAGGCUUCAAUGUGUUCAGUUCCAUUCGAUAUCAUGAAAUGACUCACACUGGAGAGAAACCCUAUGAAUGUAAGCAGUGUGGGAGAGCUUUCAGAUCUGCCUCGCACCUUCGAACACAUGGAAGGACUCACACUAGGGAGAAACCCUAUGAAUGUAAACAGGGUGGUAAAGUCUGUCGUUACUGGAGUGGCCUUCGAAUACAUGAACUAACUCAUAUUGGAAAAAAGCCUUAUGAAUUUAAGAACCGUGGGAAAUCAUUCUAUAGUUCCAAUUUCUUUCAAAAUCAUAAAAGGGUCCACACUAGAGUGAAGACAUAUGAAUGCAGGGAAUGUGGGAAAGCAUUUGAUAAUCCUACAUCCUUUCAAAAGCAUGAAGGGAGUCACAGAAAAGAGAAGCCAUAUGAAUGUAAGGAAUGUGGGAAGGUAUUUGGUUUUUCCAGUUCCCUUCGGAGACACGAAAGGACACACAUAGGUAAAAAGCGCUAUGAACAUAAACAACGUGGCAAAGGAUUUUCUCAUCUUAGAAGCUUUUCUAGACACAUGAAUACUGGAGAGAGAUCUCAUAAAUCUAAGAUAUGUGGAAAAGUCAUUCAUUCUCCCAGUUCAUUUCAAGCACGUGAAAAAUCCCACACUAGAGAGAAACGCUAUAAAUGCAAGCAAUGUAGGAAAGCCUUCAUUUAUUUCAGUGCCUUUCAACGUCAUCAAGGGAGUCACACUGGAAAGAAGCCCCAUGAAUGUAAGCAAUGUGGGAAAGCCUAUGUUUCUCCCAUUUCUUUUCGAUAUCAUCAGUUGAGUCACACUGGAGCGAAACACUAUGAGUGUAAGCAAUGUGGCAAAGGCUUUAAUUUACCCAGUUCCAUUCGAUAUCAUGAAAUGACUCACUGGAGAGAAACCGUAUGAGUGUAAGCAAUGUGGGAAAUCUUUCAGAUGUGCCUCAAGCCUCCGAAUACACAGAAGGACUCACACUGGGGAGAAACCCUAUGAAUGUAAACAGUGUGGUAUAGUCUGUCGUUAUUGGAGUAGCCUUCGAAUACAUGAACUAACUUAUACUGGAAAAAAGCCUUAUGAAUGUAAGGAAUGUGGGAAAUCAUUCUAUAAUUCCG